Molecule: messenger RNA, 1127 nt
Organism: Copidosoma floridanum
Lineage: Eukaryota; Metazoa; Arthropoda; Insecta; Hymenoptera; Encyrtidae
Molecular function (GO): odorant binding
Source: RefSeq, a predicted model, not a curated record
AGACGGAGUUGUGAAAGACAGAUUUUGGUUUUUGUUUUUUUUUUAAUUUGAUCUCAAAGGAAAAAUGAGAAUUUACAUUUUUUUGGCGACGGUUGCUCUUACCGCAAUGUACUACAGAUCAGUCAAAUCUGCAGGACAAAAACUGGACAUUGAAGGUCUCAGAAACAUGCUGAAGCCCGUGAGCGGCUCUUGCAAGCGCAAAACUGGAGCUUCCGAUGAAUUGGUCUCAAAAACUCAUGAUGGAGAGUUCCCAAGAGAUCGAAAUCUGAUGUGCUUCUUUAGAUGUAUAUCGAUUAUGGUGAAAACCAUGGAUAAGCAUGGUAAUCCUCGACUGGAUGAUAUCGAGAGAUAUGCUGCAACAUUGGUGGACGAGUCUAUUGAGCCACUGCUACGAAAAGUAGGAGUGGCAUGUUACGAAGAAGUGCCCAAAGGCCACGAUCAAUGCGAAUACGCAAUUGCAUACGCCGAGUGUUGUUUCAAAAUGGAUUCAUCCCUGUACUUCCUGCCGUACUAGAUCCACCGAUCGUUUUUAAAUAAUUUCUGAUACUCUAACAUGUGAAGGGUAAAAAAAUAAAGGAUUAAGACAUGAAAAAAUUCGAUCAUUUCUGAACCAAAUCAAUGUAUGAUAAAUAUUUAAUGUUGAACCGAUAAUCUCAAGGGACCUAUGUAAAUUCACUCUACUGUGAAAAUUAUGGUGCACUUAUAAAUAACAAGCGUUUAAUCCAUGCCUGCUUGAACACACCUGCUGUGUAAUAUUUGGAUUCGUGUCAUCGUCAGCCGCGUAAUUAUGUAUAAACGACGAAGCGGAAAAAAGUACCAUCUCAUUCUUCAAGUAACAAAAAGUAGGGAACUUAUUUCGAUUUUCCAUGAAAAUAGUACUUGCCACACGAAUUUUUAACCAUCUAAGAAGUAAAAGACAAUUUAUCUCGUGAUUUGUUCUUAUAAUAUAUAGUUAAAUAAAGUAUGAAUUGAGAUAAAAUUUCUUUUUCGCCAAAAAUCCAUGUACAGCAAUACAAAAUUAAGGUACCAGCAAGUACCAAUAAUUAUGAAAACCAUGAUAAUCUUCCAACUAUUAAUGUUCUUACAACAACAUUGUAAAUACUGAAAAAAAUAAAUCAAAACACCUA